Molecule: messenger RNA, 1494 nt
Organism: Saccharomycopsis crataegensis
Lineage: Eukaryota; Fungi; Ascomycota; Saccharomycetes; Ascoideales; Saccharomycopsidaceae
Exons: 2
Coding region: 1-1494 (497 amino acids)
Biological process (GO): monosaccharide transmembrane transport
Cellular component (GO): membrane
Molecular function (GO): hexose transmembrane transporter activity
Source: RefSeq, a predicted model, not a curated record
AUGGAUACAAAUUUCUGGACACCUCAGUUGAUUCUCAACACCUUUGUGGCAGUCACUGGCGGUUUCCAAUAUGGUUACCACUUGUCCGAGUUGAACUCGCCUCAACAAGCUAUAUCUUGUCAGGUUCCUCCCCCUGCCGGCUCUUCUCCGAGUUGGUUUGAGAAUCAUGGGUUCAAACAAUGUAUUCCGUUAAGUGACCUGUAUAUUGGUUUGGUUACUUCACUUUACCCUAUAGGUGGUCUAGUUGGGUCAGGGGUCGCCAGUUUUAUCAGUGAUAGGUACGGCAGAAAGAAUGUUAAUUUAAUUAAUGCCAUUAUGUUCUUCAUCGGGUCAAUAUUAGAGACAUUUGCUAAUGAAAAAUCCCAAUUAUGUAUUGGCAGAUUUAUCUCUGGUAUAGCUGCUGGGUGCACAUUGGUUAAUAGCCCUUUAAUGUUGAAUGAGAUUGCCUAUGAUGAGAUUAAAGGUAUGAUGGGCACUAUGAAUCAAGUAUUUACAAAUACUGGUAUUCUAUUUACGCAGUUCAUUGCCAUCUGGUUGGCAAAUGGUCGACAAUGGAGAUACAUUUUGUUGACAGGCGCAUGUGUUGCUGCUUUUAAUAUUUUGGUUAGUUUUUUGGCUGUUGAAACCCCUAAAUGGUUGAUCAAAAAUAACCAGCCAGAAUUGGCAGAGCGGCACCUAACCUAUCUACGUCCAAAGAAAAGGUUUAGUGCUAGUGAUAUUAAAGGCGAAAUCAACGAAUGGAUAGUAGAAAUUGGGCUGAUUGAGAAUUCUACAUCUAAUGUCAGUCCAGAUGAGCCAGCCGAAGCUCCAGUGAACAAAAGCAUUCCUCUUUGGAAGUAUAUCACGAGCAGCGAAUAUAAUAAAUCGAAAAUGGUGGCAACAAUUAUUUUGGCAGCCCAGCAGUUGAGUGGGAUUCCGGCCAUAUUCUUUUAUGGGAAUAGCAUUGUUUCGACAGUCUUACCUCAAUACUCUGUGCUUCUUAACUGUAUGUUAUCUCUCACAAAUAUUGUGUUCACUAUGGUUGCAGGUCUUCUUAUUGACAGAGUCGGUCGGAAGGUGUUGUUGAUGGCUUCAAAUAUCUUCAUGUUCGUUAGCGCAGUGCUAAUGGCUGUUGGUAUAGUGAAGAACAUCAUGGUUUUGGCAGUCGUUAUGGUGUUCUUAUUUGUCAGUUUCUUUGCCAUUGGUAUGGGUCCGAUCCCAUUCUUAAUUGUUGCUGAAGUGACCCAAUUGAAUGCAACCACUGCAGCUCAGAGUUAUGGUACCGCCAUGAAUUGGAUUGUCACGGUUGUCAUUGGCUAUGUCUUCCCAAUCGUGAAGUCUGCUAUUGGCGGAUAUGUUUUUUUGAUCUUUGCCGGUUUUUUGGCGAUCACUAUUGUUUUAGUGGGACUUUUAUUCCCUGAAACCAAGGGGAAAAGGACAUAUAAUGAAGUUUGGUCAAUUCAUGAAGACAGUGAAUCUUUGACACAUGGACCUAUCAGUAUUAAUGACGAUUAA